Messenger RNA from Caenorhabditis remanei, 852 nucleotides. RefSeq lists its product as uncharacterized. Bases 1 to 852 code for a protein of 283 amino acids. The record is from RefSeq and is a predicted model, not a curated record. NCBI's taxonomy places the organism in Eukaryota, Metazoa, Nematoda, Chromadorea, Rhabditida, Rhabditidae. The transcript has a single exon.
AUGUCCACUGAAUCGUUGGACCAGCUCUCCGACCUCAGCCUCAUCUCCGACUGCAGCUACCACUCGGAUUCGGAUCAGGAUCAAGUGGAACCAGUUUUUCAGGAAGAACGAAAGCCUGUCGUCCGGCGGCAAAAGAAUCAGAACAACAGCCAUCAAUCGGAUUCGGAUCAGGAUCGAUUGGAGGAAGCCGUCUUCCAACAAAAGCUGCUUGAGCGUGAAAGAGAUGCGUUCGUACAAAUUACGAUAAUCCUCCUCGUCAUGCUCUCAGUCGCAGUUUUUUUCCUGUUGAGAAACAAUCCCAAUCAAACAACUGAAAGUGCACCAACCACCACCAACAUCACCAACACAAAUGGCACUUUCAAUCCCACGGAAUACAUGAAAACUUUUGGCGAAAGACGAAUGAUGAAAACGAGUGAAAUCUUGGGAGACCAGGAAAAGCUGGCAAAAGCUCAACGAGCGGUGGAAUCAAAAAGAUGGUCAAAACUUGGAGAUGUGCCAGAGUACUACUGGGACAAGUUUGUACCGGAUAUCACAAGAUUUGAAGGCGUGGAUGCGUAUCUCCACAAGACGAAACAAAAUGGCACUCAAGUAGAAGAGGCUCUCUACUUCCACCCAAUCAAAUUCGUGAAGAUCAAUAUGCGUGGCACAAUUGACACUACAUGGCCAUCACUGAAUCACGGAAUCUUUGAUAUGGUCAACGUGGAUAGUUGCGAUCCGAAGACUGAGUGCCUCAAGAGUACCUACCAAAUUGAGAAGGGCGAUCUAGUUUUCGAGCACACUUUCACCAUGGAUGGAGGACAAAAGAUGUUUGUGAAAACUGUCUACUACAUUCCAGCCGAAACAUUUAUUUAA